CAGUGCUUACCCUACUCAUCUUAUAGUGGUGCUAAUGACAGUGAAUAAAGAGUUUAUGGAUUUAUGAAAAAUAAACCACACAUCGUCAAAUAUGAUUACUUCACGCUAAGCAAAACAAAUACUAAAGAUUAUUAUGAAGAGCAUUUUGUUACAUUUGAAAAGUGCUUAGUAGCAGUAUCUACUGAUAAUAGGGAUGCUCAUUUUAGUAGCGCAAUAUCGAAACACCGACUUUUUUGCAAUAUCAAAACGAAAUUGAGCAAAUGUGAAUUAGCCGGUAAGAAAACCUUCUGUACACUGAAAAGUGAGAUAAAUAAAUAAAUAAUGAUACAUCCAGUGACGCCCCUACUGAUAUCCCUGACGGUAUACUUAUUGAUAUAUCGCACUUCAAUCGUACCCCUAAUGGUAUUUAUAAUGGCACUCCCACUGGCGUCCCGGAUGAUACCCUUACUGGUAUCUCGAGUGCCCAUUCAAGAGGAUGACUGCUUGUCUUCAUUACAUGCCAGCAAACCCCCAAACCUUUUUUCUGUAGACAAAUAACUAACUAAAGAUAAAGUUUAAAUUUUAUGCCAUUUAAUGUAGAGUGGAAGACCGAAAUAAUGUUUUGACCAAGAUUUUUGUGGAUGUACAAUCGCUUUUUCAGUAUGUUGACGGACAAUUAUGUAAUACGUGAAUUUCGGUCUCGAAAAUCGUUGAAACGUUUACAUCUCUAGCUUGCAAACGCUAUGCAGGGACUAGAUAGUUUCUACACUCUACAACAAAAUAUUAACUUCUCGGGACUCGCACGUAAUACAAAGACACACACUUGCAAAUGCAUGGCAGCUAAAGGAGAAGGCCCACUUCAAGCAGCCGUUCGAGCGUUCACCACAAAUAAAUUACGAGCUAAAUGAAUCAUUUUCUAUCUUACGCUUCUAAAAAGCUCUCGAAGAGCGGGUCUGGAGGAAUGUAGUCCCACAUAUGAUCGCAGGAAACUUUUUCUGAUCUGCAUGUAUCAAAAACUGUUAUAAUAUUUUUUAAAUUCGGUUGGAUGAUUAAUUUAAUUUGUGGUUAUAAAAAACGCCGCAUGACGCCGCUUUUAAGGGAGGCAGGCUUAGCAAGAUAUUUUAUAUAUGUAGAUAAGUUCGAUCCGAUCUUUUUUGGUCCACUCUGUGAUGAAUUUUGUGUAAAAAUCUUGUGUCCUUAACAAAAAUUUGGAUUACAUCUCUAUUAAAGAAUUCGAUGGAAAUAUUAUCGUCUGUACAACCAGGUUUCGCCAAGGGUUUAUUUUUAACGAAAAAAGUCGCAUUCUAUAUUUUACUCAACCCUUAAUGUUCUAUUAUAGGGUAUUCCAAGAAGAAAAGGGUAAAGUGGGAUGAAGUGACCGCCUGGGAAAAUUCAAGGCGGCUCUAGCUGGCUCAAGAAAGAUUCUCUAACAGUCUAUGUGUGACCGGAAACAUUUUGUGAUCUCAGUUGACUUUCUUCCAGGCACAUAAAUACUGAGUACCUUGAGAAUAUUCUGUGGGAUGGUUUGGCUUUGGUCAAUCAAAGAUUCGUGCAUUUAAAUGUUCUUCUAGUACUUAUUAGAGUAUCUGAAGGCAUCUUAAAGCAUAAACAGACGGCAGCGUUCAUCCGGAUCAACUCGGGAAUUAACUGUAGUUGAUCUGGAUUAAGUCCGAGAUAAACGCUGUCGUCUGUUUAAGCUUUUAGGUGUAAAAGACUAUUGACUCUUUUAAGGUACACAAAAGCUCUUUAAGCACGCAGUCUCACCUCUCUCUGCUAUACCUAAUUCUUUAAAUAACUAACUAGUCUUAAGUUCACAGACAUAAGAACCCUUAAGCUUUGGAGAAAAAUUAAAACACUAAUUUAAAAAAAAUUUAAAUUGCUAAUUUCAGAUGCUUGGAAGUUUAACAGUUACACGAUAAAGUGAAAUAUAUCUUUACUUUGUACGUAUCAAACUAUUUUACUUUGUAGAACAGUGUUUUUCGGUGCAUUGCUAAUUGUUUAGAGUGUAAAUAGGUUUUUCAAAGCAAUGUGCGCUCUUAAUCAGAUAUAAACAUAUAUAUAUAUGUGUGAAUGUAUUGCAUGGAAAAUAUUUAGUUUGCGGCGUUUUGCCUAAAAUGCGCUGGAGUAGUGAUUCGCCGACCAGCAACGAUGGCAGCAGCACAGAAAGCGCGUCAUAUUUUAAAACUUUCUACACAGGAGCAAAAGGCUUUUGUCGACUCUUUUGAUGUGGUGAUGUGUGAUUGUGAUGGCGUGAUGUGGAUGAUCACUACACCACUACCUGGAACUGGUGACGCCGUGAAUUCACUAAAGGCGGACGGUAAGCAGGUGCUGUUCGUGACAAAUAAUAGCAUGCGAUCGGAUGAGGAAUAUGUAAACAAAUUUACUGAUAUCGGCGUAAAGGAUUUUCAAAAGGAUGAUCUUAUACAACCAGCCAAGUCUAUGUUAUACUAUUUGAAAAAGUACAACAUCAAGCAGCCGGUAUUUUCAUUGUGCAGCGACCCCGCCAAUGAAAUAAUUCGAAAUGGGGGCAUAGAAGUGAUCACACUGGACACACCACCCAAAAUCGCAGUUGACAAACUGCCAGAAGUGACGCAACCGAAACGAAAUGUUGGCGCAGUCUUAUACGAUAUUAAUAUUAACUUGAAUUAUGCGCAAAUAUGCGCAGCUACCCGUUAUUUACAGGAUAAAGAUUGUGUCUUCAUUACCGGCGGUACAGAUUGGCUCUUGCCGGUGACAGCAGAUUUAAUAGUGCCAGGAUUUUGUGACACUCUCGAAACCAUCAAGAGGUUUACGCACAAAGACGCUAUAAUAGUCAGCAAACCGGCGGCGUUAUUGGGCGACAUAGUCAAGGACGUCUACAACUUGAAAGAUCCAAAACGUUGCCUCUUUGUUGGCGAUUCUUUGACACUCGACAUACGCUUCAGCUUAAAUGUUGGCUUUCAGUCGUUGCUCGUGCUGACUGGUACUACUACAAAACAGGAAAUGCUGGACGCCAGCAUUGACCGGCAGCCUGAUUAUUACGCGGACGGCAUUGCUGAUUUCAUUAAAUUGUAUGAAAACAUUAAUGGGGCUUAAAAUGGGCAUACAGGGUGGUCCAUAUGAUGGUUUAAAUAUUUAAAAGAAAAAUUAAAUUUUUUUUAUAUCUUUUUCCUUUAAUCGGAAGAGCAAACAUUCCAUUAUUUAUGGAGCACGAUUUCAUUCAUGUGGCUUCCUCGGCGGGCUUCGCAAUAUCACAUCCUAUUAAUCCAGUAUUCAAAGACCUAGGUGAAGGUUUCUGGCUAUAUCUCACGAAUGGAUUGUUUGACACUCGUCUUAAUCAUUAUUGAAUUAUUCGCAUAACAUCGGUUCUUCACAGCAUCCCACAAAGAGUCCAACGGCGUUAAAUCGCAACUCCGAGGUGACCAGUUGAUAACGCCGAAAUUACCGAACUUGUCGCGCAAAAGAUCGAUUGUGGUAUGGGCUGUUUGACAUGGUGCGCCACCCUGCUUAAAGCAAAGAUCAUUCAAGUCCAUAUCUCAAAUUUACGAUCACAAAAAAUCAUUUAUUGACUCUCUGUCAAGUUUUUCAGUGGGAAAGAGCUCAACGUCAAAAUAGAAUAUGAUUAAAAUAGGACUUUCUGGACCACCCUUUAUAAUUUUUAAAAUUAAUGCAACAUAUUUAGUAUAUAUGUAACCGAAUUAGUAAGAAACUAAUAUUUUUCUAAUUAAUUGAUAUUUUAACUACGUUAAUUAAAUAACAUAUAUAUUUGUUAAUUUUUAGAUAAUUAUUAACUAAAGUAUAAUUGUUCGAAAAUAGCUAAGACAAAACACAAAAUCGAUUCCAAUAUUUCACUCACGGAUAACGACCUUUACCAGGGGCUUAUUUCAUAUAAGUGACAAGUGCGACAAUUGCCGAUUUUUCUAUAAAAUUUCACUGCCAGAAUUAUCGGCGACAUUUUUUCAUACA
Rhagoletis zephyria (snowberry fruit fly) is the source of this 3924-nucleotide messenger RNA. RefSeq names its product 4-nitrophenylphosphatase. Gene Ontology annotation, cellular component: cytoplasm. Gene Ontology annotation, molecular function: phosphatase activity. The record is from RefSeq and is a predicted model, not a curated record. NCBI's taxonomy places the organism in Eukaryota, Metazoa, Arthropoda, Insecta, Diptera, Tephritidae.